This is a messenger RNA of Exaiptasia diaphana, 2478 nucleotides long. RefSeq lists its product as uncharacterized. The transcript is spliced from 4 exons. The coding region runs from base 14 to 1582 and encodes 522 amino acids. The record is from RefSeq and is a predicted model, not a curated record. NCBI's taxonomy places the organism in Eukaryota, Metazoa, Cnidaria, Anthozoa, Actiniaria, Aiptasiidae.
CCGAAUCACCAAAAUGUCUUCUUCAAAAGAUCCUGACAAACCGAAUUCUUGUAGCCACACAAAGUUCUUCAUUGUCACAUUCUUUUCGCAUACAUUGCUACUUUGUGCAGGCAUUAUUCCUAAGUAUGUCACAAUAAAUCAUCGUCUAGUGACUGUUGAAGAUCGCUUAAGGGUACAUAACAUGGAACUCAAUUCUUGUUGCCUUGCGAAAGGAAUGGAUGAUAAUUUUCAAGAUCACGAAGAAACAAAGAUCACACUGAAUAAAGAAAAAGAURGUCAGACGCAAUUCAUCGACCGUGUAAGACGAAACACUCCUUACAUGUCUCCUGAUGUUUUGAGUUCUAUUCGCAGGGAGGUACGUAAUCACAUUUUAAACCUCACGRUCUCGCAGUUUUGUCAAGCGCCUCAUAAAAUUUGCUCUCGUGGAGCUCCGGGUAAAAGAGGACGAAUGGGGAGAAGAGGGGCUCGAGGAAGAAGAGGUCGACCAGGUCUUAAGGGAAUAAAAGGACAAAAGGGAGAUAUCGGAUAUCCAGGACCACCAGGACUGCAGGGACCGAAAGGGGAACGAGGGGAAGCUGUUUCUGAGCCUUCAGUAUUUCUGUCUCCAUCGACGUUGACAGUUACACAAAACCAGACAGCUACUUUUCAUUGCCAUGCUCGCGGUAAUCCCAAACCAAAGAUAACAUGGAUAAAAGAAUCUGGAAAUAUUGAUUUUGGUAAGACCAGAAUCGAUCAAUCAGGAUUGCUUGAGAUAUCGGAUGUUGGCGAAAAYGAUGCRGRAAACUACACGUGCUCUGGAAAGAGUCUUCUCGGAAAAGAUUCAAAAACAAUAUCACUUCUUAUAAGAUUUCCACCUAGGUUCAUAAAGRUACCAGAGCCWUUUCAAACAGUUGUUCAAGGAAGUACUGUGAAUUUGGUAUGCAAUGCAUUGGGUUAUCCACCACCCAUAAUCACGUGGUCAAAACUUCACGGUCUCCUUCCUUMUGAACGAAGUCAACAAAAUGGUGGAAAGCUGUCAGUAAGAAGAUUCCAGAUAAGCGAUGGUGGAUCUUAUCAAUGCCAAGCUGUGAAUUCAUUGGGCAAAAAGACACUUUACGUGUCAUUGAAUUUCCGUAGAAGAACUGCAUGUAAGGMAGGUGCACUUGGGAUGCAGAGUAGAGCCAUCCCUGACUCGAGUAUCACCGCAUCAUCGUAUUACGAGAGACAUGAACCGCAACGAGCACGACUUCACAUUACGCUAUCUCCUUAUAAGUAUGGAGCAUGGGUUGCAAGUGGACAACUAGCAGGAGAAUGGCUCCAAGUUGACUUGGGCAAGAUCAGCACUAUUAAAGGUGUCGCAACCCAAGGUCGAUACGACUAUAGCCAGUGGGUGAAAACCUACCUCCUGCAAUACAGCGACAAUGGCAAAACYUUCAAGAAAUACCAGGGAGGMAAAGUGUUCAAAGGAAACAGUGACAGACACACCGUUGUCAAGCAUAAUCUAAAUCCCCCGAUUUAUGCCAGGUACAUCAGGGUAGWAGUCAAGACAUGGCAUAGUUUCGUUGCAAUGAGAUUGGAGUUGUAUGGGUGCAAAUACUAUUAAAGGUAAACAACACAAUUGCUGAAAUAGAAGGUACUUUUAAAUUUGAACCAAUCAGAACUGGAUGCCAGAACCAAAGAGAAUCCCAUUUUUUAUUAUUCCUGUUCAAUAGGAAAAUAAAUUUCAUUCAUUAGUACGAUCRAAAAUAWAGAAUUUCAAAACAGGCAUAGAUGGAACGGUCUGUGCAGCCGGUACUGUCGAAAUGAUCGAAACCCCCUAAGACUCAUGACCGGGCCAUCAUCUUUUUCGGUCGUUAAUUCAUUUUUUUUUUUUACAUAAAAGGUAAUUUCAUUGUUUUGUAUUUUAGCUCACUAUUUAUGCAGUCAGUCCUGAUGUCGUAAAUAAGUGGAUAACGAUAAAACACUGUAAUAACCGGAUAAGGGAAUGCCAAUUAGGACUUUUAAUAAAUUAAAUAAAGAUAUUCAAUUUUAAAAUGUUUAAAGCACCACAUACCAUACCAGUAUUACUUGUUUCUCCUUAUGAUCGUAAUAUAGACAGYCGUAUACUAGCGUUAACACUCAGCAAAAAUACAGUGAUACAGUAGCUACGGCGGGACUUUUUGUAAAGAGAUAAAAGUCAACUCUGGCACUACAGACACCCCGUCAGUUUACUUUAGAGUUGAAUGCAAAUACUAAAUGUAUGAAUCAUGAUAAUUUCUUUGUUUUCCACUGUCUAAUUGUCUAAUUGUUACUCACAUGUCCAGGAAUGCGAAAAAAACUAUUCAUUUACUCCUCAUGCUAGGGAGUCACAAAUAUAAAUGUUUUUUAUGGAAAUCAGUUUUUGCUAAACAAUUGCCGGCUACGGUUUUGCCGGGGAAGAAUUGUUGUAAGGGCAUGGAUGAUUUUUUGUUUACGUAUGUAGUAUGGGACGAAUAAAUGACAAUAAACACAAAAAGAAAG